GUAUUGAAUGAAACUUUUUUAAAUUUUAAAAUUAAGUUUUCCUUUGCCUUGACUAUCAUAAUGUAUGGAAUGAAGUGAAUUAAAUAAAAAGCGAUGUAAACAUCAACAAUUUUUUUCUGAGUAAAGCGUUUUUUUUUUUCAUUUAAAAACACUGAACUUUUGAACUUUUGUUUUUCUGAUAUACACACAUACAUUGUGUGUAGUAUAAUUUCAACCUUAGGCUAUCCAAAGUCCAUAAAUUAUAAGUGAAGUGAUACCAUAUAAAAAUUAAUCAAAAACUCAUCAACUUGUUUGAAUAGAUCGCCAAGAUAGAGUGACGUAGUACGUACUACGUACUAAAAUAUCGUCAUUACAGCCAAGAAUCAAGAUGUUGAAUUCAGUAUGGUAUUCGUUGUCACAGAGGCCAGCCGUGUAUAGAACAGUUUCACAAGUUUCCAACGCGGAAUUUUGGAUCGGUGCCCUGUUAAUACUAUUCGCGUGUGAAAUGGACCUUUUAUACUUCCACAUACUACAUAGUGUGGACAUAGACUUAUACUCAAUCAUAUAAAAAAAAUAUAUUUAAAUUUCGAAUUCGCGGAAUGGGAAUCAAAAUAGAAUCCGAUUCGAAUGCCAAACAUAACAUGGACAGUGCACUGUGUUUAAUAACUGCGAGUUAAAAAAAGACAGCUGCAAUUUAUGUGCAUUUUUAUAGUUUACUUACAACCCAUCUCUUUCUAUCACCGAGUGGAAUUUAUACAUGUUGCGCAGAACAAGUUAUAUGUUUAUUUUAAAGAGCCAAUGGAAAUGAGUUUCAGGCGUUCAAUGUAAACAGAAAACAUCUGAUUGUGUUCCAAUUUCAAAAUAGGAGUUCUAUUUUCGAAGUGAAAAAUGUUGCCUGAAAUAAUAUAAUAUCGUAAUUACAACACAGAUUUAUUAGAGUAAUCUGUUUGAAAUAAAAAUAUCGAAAAAAUAAAUAAUAAGGAAAGAAACUGUAUUUAGUGAAAAUUUUCCGAGUGUGAAAAUUUAAAAUCGACGCAAUACCAGAUCAUGGUUGGUAUCGGAAAUUGAUUUUCGAUCGUCAAGGUGCUAAUGUGUUUUUAAUUGAGUAAAAUAAAUGCUGCACUAUUAAGAACAAUAGGUAUUCAUAAAUUAAUAGGGAAGUCAAUGCAGCAAACUUCAGCAAAGGCGUUUUGAUAUUGCUGACUGAUGACGAGAAAUUUUUGAGUUAGAACAAGAUGCAUCCACACAGACCGUUUUUCACAUCGCACUCCGAUACGUCGACGAUUAACGUGAAACACUUGGUGACCGAUCUCUUCACACAGAUGCGGGAUCCGUCCCCUGGGGCGCCCAGCCCCAAGGGCGGUUCCACGGGCUCCUUGAAUGUGAUGAGGAACGCGGGCUUCCAGCAGCAGAACGGUGCCGAGCACUACCCCUGGAGCAACCCAGCGAUAUCUCUGCCAGGGAACUGCAAUUCCAAUUUGAGCAAUGAGUCUUCCGGGUUGGUGCGUAGUGUGAGCAAUGCAUCCGCCCUAACAUCGCUAUGCGCUGAUCUCUCCCCUUCGGAUUCGCAUUUCUUUGAAGUUCUAUACAUAGGGAAAGUGCGCAUAUCACAAAGAAAGGUUCCAGAAUCUCUAAUAGAUGAUGCCCUACACAAAUUUGCACAGCAUGAGGCUGAGAAAGUGAAAAAUUCGAGACGGCAUAGUUUAUUGCCUUCUUCAGGGGAUUCCCAAGAUAGUAGUGAUUCUGGAGAAAACAUCAAAAGCUCGCACGAAAAGGCAGUGCAACGAUAUGUACAAAACAAUAAUAACCUCAUACCAAGCACAACACCUUUAGAACCAGACAAAAGUAAUCCUUGGAAGAGUGCUGACAAUAUCCCAAAACUUGAGAACAAUGAAGUUGACGAGGAAUUCGAUACAUUCAGUAAAGAGAGACUUGACAAGAACAAUAAAAAUCCAGUGCCUUUAGAGCCUUCAGUAUUAAUAGUUAAUCUACCAAAAAAUAACCUAGGUACUGUUGAUGAGGAUGAGGAGAAACAUGAUGAAAAUUUACGGAAGUCACCAAAUGUUACUCCAAUCCAUACGUCUAAUUUAAUAAAUUUAGAUAAAACUCUAGCUCCCAUUCCAAAUGUUAUAGACAAUAAUAACCCUUUCAAUCAUGCCACGAAACAUGUUGAUCCUUUACUUAACAUUCCUACUGGAACUAAAAACCAAAUUGAUACCAUAACAGCAAAAAAAGAAAAAGAUUCCAAUGUAGCAUUUACAGAGACAAACGAUACGAAACAGACUUUUGAAGAAAACAAAUCUCUGUUAAACAAUAAGCAUACUGAAUCUAAAACAAAAGAUUUGAAAAAAUUGAGUUUUGAAGAAAUACCUGUAAAUUCAAAUGAAGCAGCCAAUUUAAAGAAGAAACAGGUUUUGGCAGAAAACAAACCAUUCAUGAGAGACAGGUCUGCAUCGAUUGGUACUUUGAAUUUGAAGACACCAUUGGCUCAUUUGAUUGGGGAGCAAAAUAGGACAAUGCUGUUUCAGGUCGGUAGAUCGGAACUACGUCUAAUCAGCCCAGACAGAAAGCAAAUUCUUCUUCACAGAGCGUUCAAGGAUGUCGCUAGCUGCGUGUUAGGGAGGGCCAAUAGGGAGCACUUCGGUUUUGUAUGUCGAGAAACUAAUGACAGCUAUGCGUGCUAUGUAUUCAAGUGUGAGAGCGAUUCGGUUGCCACUGAGGUUGUCAAUGCAAUCAAGCAAGCUUUCGUGGCGCACGCGGAACUACUGAAGAAAUCAAGGGACAAAUCUCCCAACAUGACAUGUGAACACUGUCCGAUGUUGUGGUACCAUAGACUAUGCCACGAUAUUGAAGGUAUGAAUGAGAAGAAAACUCACGCGUUCAUACUACGUCGUAUCGAGCAGUUGCCUGAAGAUGAACAGGAUCUCAUUAUCACUAAGUAUCAAGGAGGGACUAAUCAUAUCUAUGAGGUAAGUGAACACAACGCUUUCCUGAUGAUGCUACUGCGGGCGCACUGCGAGUCUAAGCAGCUAAGACACGUUCAUGAUACUGCAGAAAAUAGAUCAGAGUUCCUGAACCAAUACUUGGGAGGCAGUACGAUAUUCAUGAAAGCGAAGCGUUCUCUAUCAAGCGGCUUCGAUCAUUUGCUGAAACGUCGACAGAGUAAGGACGAAGUCUUUCCACCGGCUAUGAAGAAGGAGCCCUCCCCAAUCCCACCCCCGCUAGUGCUAGAAACAGCUUCUGACAACAACAGCGGUGAUUUUGCUACCCCAGACAGGCAACGAGGCAAAUCCAUGACUCCAGGGAAUAUGGAUGAAAAUCAACCAUCUACCCCAAAAACAAAUAAUAUGUCGUUUGACGAGGUCGUUGAAGAAAGCAAAGACGAUAUCCCUACAGUCAAUUCUCCUAUGAUGGAUAUCUUCCUCAAAGUGAGCGACUCUCGACCAGUGGCGACGGAAAGUGGCAGCGAAUCCGACGCAACGUGGCGACAAGCCAUCUAUGAGAAGGUAGUCCACACACCGGCUAUUGAUCAAGAAGGAGAUUCAAACCAAAAGGAUUUGCUGGGUCAUCCGUUGGCAUCCUCAGGCAAGAGGACCAAGGAACAGCUGAGAGAGUUGUGGAAGAUGGCCAUAGACCAGACCAUUUUACUCGUUCGAAUGGAAAAAGAAAACGCUAAGUUAAAAGAGAGAGAAGAGUCCUCAGCAGUUCGCCGUAUAAAGCUGGAGUACACCGAGCUCGGCUAUUGUGAUGCCGGCGUGGCUCUCAUGUGGGACUCCCUACUGGCGAGAGAUCCUUCACAGCCUAUCGCUAAGGUGGAUAGGCAUAUGCUGACCCAAGCUGUGAGACAAGGCGUGCCCCGCAUGUCUCGCGGCGGGGUCUGGCGGUUCCUGGCAGAGCAGGCGUGCCUGCGCAUCCCGCCGCCACACCUUGACAACUUCCCAGACUACAACACUCCAUACCGGACCCUACUCAGUGGCCUGACCAAACACCAACACGCUAUACUCAUCGACUUAGGACGAACGUUCCCAAAGCACUCUUACUUCGCAUCAGCAUUAGGUCCUGGACAGUUGGCCCUCUACAAUAUCCUCAAAGCGUACUCCUUAUUGGAUCCUGAUGUUGGAUAUUGCCAGGGCUUGAGUUUCGUCGCCGGGAUAUUGCUGUUACACAUGGACGAAGGAGAAGCUUUCAUAUUGUUACGGCAUCUGAUGUUCCGACGAGGCAUAAGGAAGCAGUAUUUACCAGACAUGAGCGCCCUACAAGUCCAGCUGUACCAACUUUCUCGUCUCCUCCGGGAUCAUGAGCCGGAACUGCACGCGAAACUGGAAUCCCUAGACAUCUCCCCGGCUUUGUAUGCUGCUCCUUGGAUGUUGACGCUAUUCACCAGCCAGUUUCCAUUGGGUUUCGUCGUCAGGGUAUUUGAUCUCAUCUUCCUGGAAUCCUUCAACGUAGUAUUUGCGGUAUCUUUAGCCCUUCUCUCCGCGCACAAAGACGGUUUGAUGUUGUGUGAGAGUUGCGAGGAAGCGGCUGAAUAUUUGAAGCACAAGCUACCUGAUAUGGACAGGACGAUGUAUGACAAGGUUAUGAAGACGAUCGCAAAACUCGACAUCGGGCGUCAGUUAACGGAGUACGAGGUGGAAUACAGCGUGCUUCGGGAAGAGAUGCCGCGUCUCGCCACAUUGACUGAGCAGAACAGAAUGCUUCUAGAAGAUACCACCAGGAUGACUGCGGAACUCGAUUCUGCAAUGGAUGCGAUCGAAAACUACCAGAAAAAUCAAUCCCGUCUCGAAGCUUACAACAAAGUGAUGGAACAACACCUCACUUUGCUGAGCCGGUACAUAUAUACGCACCAGAAACAAGAUUUACCGAAUGAAAUAAAGAAAAUUGUACAAAAUUACAGCAAGAGACUAUCUUUUGGCUCUAAAAUUAUAACUAAAUUCACCACAAAUGAAGACGAAGAUGAAGUCAAAAAGAAUUAUAAACAAGGAGCCAGCGCUCCUAACCUAUUUGCCAAAGUUUCCAAAGAAGAUCUCCUAAAUGCGGUGAAUAAAGAGAAAAAUAAUGAAGACAGAAAACAUUUUAUGAUGAAAAAGUCCCAAUCAGUCCAUUCGGGAUUGAUAGCAAACAAGCAUUUUCCUUUACAAGUUUUGGAAGAGAAAUCUGAACCUAAAAGGAGGGACAGUUUACGUAUAGAAAAUAUUGCAAAUGAAUCUAUUAGAGAUUUGGGCAAAAAGACAUCUGGGUUCUUCGCAAAUACACACGAACAAAUUCGACAGGAAAGGCUUUUUGAACAACAGUUAAAACAUGAUUUUGAUGAGAACUUAAAAAAAUUGGACGAUAAACUGUCACCUAAACUCUCAACUAAAUCAUACUUGGAUGACUUAAGUGUCUUCCAAAGCAAGAAAAGUCUUUCUUUGAAUUUGAACUCUAAUACCAAAGCGAAAGAGCAAAAAUUGAAUGACAGCGGUUUUGUUACACCUCUAACUCCAAACGAUAGGGAUGAUAAAAAAGAAAAUGAUAUUAUUUCAAACAUUUCACAUCCUUUAAGCGAUUGCGAUGUUGAUAUUAAAUUCGAUGGUCAAUUGACGAAAUUGAAACAAAUUCGUCCUUUGAAAACUAAUAAUUAAAACAUUGUACUUACCAUGUUUAUGAUGGUCAAACUUAGAUUCAGUUGGUAAGACAGGCGGUUUAAGUUGUGUUAUGGUUACCGUUAAACUCUUACUACCAAUAAAAAGCAAAGUUGGUUACUCAAGUCAGCAUUUGUCAGUCAAGUAACCUUGACUUGACUUGCCUACUUUUACUGACAGCAACCCUAACGUGACUUUAACCACUGUCAUUCAUAGAAGUGGAUAUCAAGUGGAUCAAUGAAACUUUAAGAAAUGAGUUUCCAAAUUAUGAUUUAUUCCAAAGUAAAAAAUUUACCUACUUAAAAUUUUUACAAUGCAAAAGUAGAAAUUGUAAUAUUGAGCCACUAGGGUUCUAAUAAUGGAUUUGAUGACCUCCUUAGCUAAGUGCUGAGCACUGCAGUCUUAUAAACAGGAGACCCUGGGUUCGAUUCCCGGAAGGGACAAUUUGUCUCUGGUCUAGUUUGGUGGGAGGUUUUGACAGUCUAUCGCCAUACUGCCAAGUGAUUCUGCGUUUCAAUAAGACAUGUACACAAACUGAGUAAGGGUUUGGGAUCAAUAAAUUCAGUCAUUGUGAGCCCUUCCAAAUUAGCCCGCUUCUAUCUUACUGCAGCAUCACUUAUCACCAGGUGAGAUGGCAGUUAAGAGUAGCUAAGCGAUAGUAUAGAUCUUAUGCGCAAAAUUUUCGUCGUCGAGAGCAUAGUGUUCUCACACAAAGUUUUAAUCAUGAUAUAAAAAGUAAUAUUAAAAAAAACAUCACUGCUCUGCCAUAUUGAAUGUAGGACCCAGUUUCUACUUAAGUAAAGAGGAAAA
This is a messenger RNA of Maniola jurtina (meadow brown), 6413 nucleotides long. RefSeq names its product TBC1 domain family member 1 (gene plx). The coding region runs from base 1215 to 5603 and encodes 1462 amino acids. The record is from RefSeq and is a predicted model, not a curated record. The transcript has 23 exons. NCBI's taxonomy places the organism in Eukaryota, Metazoa, Arthropoda, Insecta, Lepidoptera, Nymphalidae.